Messenger RNA from Trichomonas vaginalis G3, 927 nucleotides. RefSeq lists its product as uncharacterized. Gene Ontology annotation, cellular component: COG complex. The record is from RefSeq and is a predicted model, not a curated record. The coding region runs from base 1 to 927 and encodes 308 amino acids. NCBI's taxonomy places the organism in Eukaryota, Parabasalia, Trichomonadida, Trichomonadidae. Gene Ontology annotation, biological process: intra-Golgi vesicle-mediated transport. The transcript has a single exon.
AUGAAACCUUUAUGCGAUAACCUCAUAAACGUAGCUACAGAUCAAUAUUAUAAAAGUAUUCAAACUUCUAAUGUAACAGAAGCAAGCUCAGCUGCAGCAGUUUUUGAUUUUUUAGAAAAUCUUCAACAAAUCUCGAACGAAGCAUACCAGAAAGAAAUAAUUCGGAUGAAUGAUACAACGAAAGAAAAACUGAAAGAUGUCAAUCAAAGACAAGCGAAUUCUCUUCAAAUUAUUAAAGAUACAAGUUUAAUUUUGCCAAUUUACGCUUCAAGAGUCAAUACGAUCUACCAAACAAUGUUAUCAAGGAUAGCAUUAGGAAAAUCCAAUUCUUAUGACUUAAAACCUUUGGAACCUUUUCAUAUUGUUGAAUCUUUUUCAACAUCAUUCCAAAGCCAAAUAGAAAGCAUUGCAAGGAAAUAUCCAAAGAUAUCAACAGAUAUUUCUACAGAAAUUCCUUCAAUUAGACAAACUUUUGUUUCUGUAAUUGAUAGACUGCCAGAUUCGAUAAAUCGACAAGAUUCACUUACAGUUUUGUCAUCAUCGAUUGUUCCUUUCCAGGAUUCGUUCAUUUCUACACUUGAUAAAGAGAUGAGACAAAAAUUAUCACAAUUAUUAAAUGGAAAGUCCGAUGAUUUAUCAAUUCUUAAAGUAUUCUGUGAUGACUUAAAGACUAAAAUGCUUUCGUACGAUUCUGGACUUGUUUUGGCCUUGAAAUUUAAUAUUAUUAAAUUAGCUUCAGAUUAUCAAAGUCUCAAAAAAAGAACUGGUCAGCAAAUAUCUAUUGAAGCUAUGAAACAUUCUCCAGUCCUUUGCAAAUGCUUAGUUGAGAUUUGCAACAAAUUUUACCAGGAUGAGUCUGCAAAAGAGGUUGAAAAGAUUCUGAAUUCACUUCCACCACCAUUAUCGCCUGCGAAAGGCAGACGUUAA